This is a messenger RNA of Pseudogymnoascus destructans, 6249 nucleotides long. RefSeq lists its product as uncharacterized. Gene Ontology annotation, cellular component: cell septum; cell periphery; myosin complex. The transcript is spliced from 3 exons. The record is from RefSeq and is a predicted model, not a curated record. The coding region runs from base 291 to 5879 and encodes 1862 amino acids. Lineage: Eukaryota; Fungi; Ascomycota; Leotiomycetes; Thelebolales; Thelebolaceae. Gene Ontology annotation, molecular function: cytoskeletal motor activity; ATP binding; chitin synthase activity.
CAACAACCUCAACAACAUCAACAACCUCAUCCUUCCCUUUCAACAAUCCCUCACAGCCUCCUCGGCCUCCUCAUGUCUCCCUCUCCUCCCUUCUGACGCACCCCCGACCCUUUUCCUCUUGAGCCUUCGCUCGUCUCGCUCUCUCCCGACAUACACACUCGCUUUUCUGCUUGGGCAUUUGAAUUUACCUCCCACCACAACCCUCGUAACAACAACCACAACCACAACCCUACAAUCCUCCCACCUCACCACUCCCCCACUGGGCCACGCUCACCGCUCCCACAACCGCCAUGGCCCAACCCAUCGGCCUCGCCGCCCACUCGCAAUCCUCCCUCCCCUCUCUCCCCGCGCACCUCCAGUCCGACACUCACCUCACCGCCCACCUCGCCAGCAGGUUCCACGUCUCGCUCCCGACCGCGCAGCUGAGCAGCCAUGCCUUGCUGAGCCUGAAUACGUAUGCGGGGAGCACGAAGGGGCCCGGGGGGGGGAGGGAGGGGAGCGCGAUGGCGGGCGCGGAGGAUGUGGCCGAGAGGGCCUAUUUGAGGUUGGGUGCUAGGUCGGAGAAUCAGGCGGUGGUGUUUUUGGGUGAAUCGGGAUCAGGAAAGACAACCCUACGCUCACAUCUCCUCUCCGCCGUUCUGGCGAAAUCGGCCACCCCGCUCUCUCAGAAACUCUCACUCGCCGCAUACGUCUUCGACACCCUGACCACUACAAAAACAGCCACCACCCCCACCGCCUCCAAAGCAGGCCUCUUCUUCGAGCUUCAGUACGAAACCGCUGGCGCCACGAACCCCAGCCUGAUCGGUGGGAAACUGCUCGACCAUCGCCUGGAACGCACUCGCGUCGCUGCGGUACCGACGGGAGAGCGCAGCUUCCACGUCCUAUACUACCUCCUCGCUGGCACGAGCGGCGCCGAGAAAGCACACCUGGGUCUUGAUGGGAGCCACGGCGGCGUGUUCGAGGCCAACAAGGGCGCGCAGAAGCGAUGGAGAUACCUCGGACAUCCCACACAGCUCAAGGCGGGGAUCAAUGAUGCGGAGGGCUUCACGCUGUUCAAGACCGCCCUGCGCAAGCUCGAGUUCCCCCGCAGCGUCAUCGCGGAGGUCUGUCAAGUCCUCGCAGCUAUCCUCCACAUCGGCCAGCUCGAGUUCGAGACCGCGGAUGAAACGGCCGCCACCGCCGACGACAGCGGUGGCUACUCCCACGAGGGCGGGCACAGCUCCACCGUCGUCAAGAACAAAGAUACCCUCGCCAUCAUCGCUGCGUUCCUGCAAGUAAGCGCUGCCGACCUGCAGACCACGUUGGGGUAUAAGACGAAGAUCCUGAGCCGCGAGCGGGUUACUAUCAUGCUCGAUCCCAAGGGUGCGAGGGAGAAUGCGGAUGAGUUGGCGAGGAUGCUGUAUUCGCUGCUCGUGGCGCUGUUGAUUGAGAAUAUCAACCAGCGGCUGUGUGCGGUGGAGGAGGCCGUCACGAAUACCAUCUCCAUCGUUGAUUUCCCGGGCUUCGCGCAGCAGUCCUCGUCGAACUCACAUCUGGACCAGCUCCUCAACAACGCCGCGGCCGAAUCGCUGUAUAACUUCUCCCUCCACAACUUCUUUGAGCGCAGGGCUGAGAUCCUGGAGAACGAAGAAGUCAACGUCGCAGCGACGUCUUACUUCGAUAACUCGGACGCCGUCACGGGACUCCUCAAGCCAGGCAACGGCCUCCUCAGCAUCCUCGACGACCAGACCCGCAAGAACCGCACCGACAUCCAACUCCUCGAGAGUCUGCGCCGCCGCUUCGAGGGCAAGAACCCCGCCAUCUCGGUCGGUAGCGCGACGGCCAAGCUUCCCGGAUCCAACUUCGCCAGCCUCAACACCGCGGCGUCGUUCACAGUCAAGCAUUUCGCGGGCGAGGUCGAGUACCCCGUCGCGGGCCUCGUGGAGGCGAACGGCGAGAUCAUCUCGGGUGAUCUGAUGAACCUUAUUAGUUCUACUAAGAGCGAUUUCGUCGGCCAGCUCUUUGGCCAGGAGGCCCUCCAGACGGUCGUUCACCCCCAGGAGAAGACGACCAUCAUGCAGGCCCAGGUGUCCUCCAAACCCCUCCGCAAGCCCAGCGUCAUGGGCAAGGCCCGCACCCCGAAACUGACCAUGAAAUUCGGCGCCGAGGACGACGACGACGCCGCUGCUGACGAAGGCGGCGACGGUGCCGAGAAAGCGAAACCCACCAAGGGCGGAAGGAAGAGCCGCAACGACAAGGACCAAGCGCAGCAGGGCGCCGCAGCGCAAUUCCUAAGCUCCAUCGACAAUGUAACCAAAUCCCUCUCCGCCCCCAACACAAACGCCUACUUCGUCAUGUGUCUCAAGCCCAACGACCGCCGCAUCGCCAACCAAUUCGACAGCAAGUGCGUGCGCACCCAGCUCCAGACCUUCGGCAUCGCCGAGAUAAGCCAGCGCCUCCGCAACGCGGAUUUCAGCAUCUUCCUCCCGUUCGGCGAGUUCGUCGCCCUCGCGGAGUCGGAGCAGAUCCUCAUCGGGAGCGAGAAGGAGAAGGUCGAGAUGGUGGUUGAUGCGAGGAGGUGGCCGAGUAAUGAGGCUUUGGUGGGUAGCACGGGCAUCUUCCUCAGCGAGCGCUGUUGGCUCUCCAUCGCGAAUCUGAGAGAGAGUCUCGGCGGGCGCUACGUCAACAGCGAUGAUGGCGUUGACGGCCUCUCCCCCGGCGACCCACACGGCAGCUACAGCAAUUCGCGCGAAGGCCUUCCCCUGAUCUCCGGCCGCGGCGCGUCGCCCGCAGGCUACUUCGGCGCGUCGGACACCCGCUCCGAGGCCGCGGUGAGCGUGUUCGGCAGGGGCGAUAUGUUCCGCGACAUGGACACGCUGCAGCAGAUGGCGGAGCGCGGGAACGAGAAGACGAUGGUGGAGGUGGAGGAGGUGAAGACGAGCGGGAGCCGCAGGCGCUGGGUCUUCUUCGUGUACCUCCUCACGUGGUUCAUUCCGGAUUUCCUGAUCCGUUGGGUUGGGCGGAUGAAGCGCAAGGAUGUGAGGAUGGCGUGGAGGGAGAAGCUGGCGAUUAACUUUAUGAUUUGGUUUAGUUGUCUGUUUGUCGUCUUCUUCAUCGUUGUUUUUCCGAUGCUCAUUUGUCCGCGCCAACACGUCUUUAGUCCGUCGGAAUUGACGUCGUAUAAUGGCAAACCUGGCAGUCCCGGCGCGCUUGUUGCGAUCAGGGGUAUGGUAUUCGACCUCAACUCCUUCGCCACGCGCCACAUCCCCGAGCUCGUGGACUCGAAACACGUCCUCGCCUACGCCGGCCUCGACGCCACCUCUCUCUUCCCCGUCCAAGUCUCCGCCCUGUGCGAAGGCAAAGACGGGCCCAUCGACGGCUCGGUGCAGCUAGACUUCACGCCUACCAACAUCACGGGCUCGGCAAAUCAGAUCGGCGCGGCUGAUCCGAAUAGACAGUACCACGAUUUCCGCCUCUUCACCGACGACCCGCGCCCCAACUGGCUGGCGCAGCAGAUCCGUAUGCUGCGAUCCGGGUACCUCAAGGGGAACCUCGGGUAUACCUCCAAGUACGUUGCGACGCUGGGGCAGAAACAGCAGAUUGGCAUCUUGAACGGGCGCAUCUACGAUUUCACAAAGUACCUGCAGGGCGGCCAGAAGCUGGAGCAGAUCGGGAGUAACCCCCUGCCGACGGACCAGGCGGCCGCGAAGAAGUUCAUGGAGCCACUGGUGGUGAGUCUGUUUCAGAGCCGCUCGGGGACGGAUGUGUCGAAGGAGUGGGAGGCGCUUGCGCUGAGUGCGGAGCUGAGGGCGAGGAUGCUGUUGUGUAUGAAUAAUUUGUUUUAUGUGGGGGAUUUGGAUACGAGGAACUCGGUCAAGUGCCAGUUUGCGGCGUAUCUGAUUCUUGCUAUUACGAUUAUCCUGUGCAGUGUCAUCGUCUUCAAGUUCCUGGCUGCGCUGCAGUUUGGCACGAAGAAUAUCCCGGAGAACUUGGACAAGUUCAUCAUUUGCCAGGUCCCGGCGUAUACGGAGGAUGAGGAGUCCCUGCGCCGUGCCAUCGACUCGGUAGCCCGCAUGAAGUAUGAUGACAAGAGGAAACUCCUCGUCAUCGUCUGCGACGGCAUGAUCAUCGGCCAAGGAAACGACAAGCCCACCCCCCGCAUUGUCCUCGACAUCCUCGGCGUCGACGAGACCGUCGACCCCGAACCCCUCUCCUUCGAGUCCCUCGGCGAAGGCGCCAAGCAGCACAACAUGGGAAAAUGCUACUCCGGCCUCUACGAAGUCCAAGGCCACAUCGUGCCCUUCCUCGUGCUCGUCAAGAUCGGCAAGCCCUCCGAGGUCUCCCGGCCCGGUAACAGAGGAAAGCGCGAUUCCCAGAUGCUGAUGAUGCGUUUCCUUAACCGCGUACACUAUAACGCUCCCAUGAACCCGCUCGAGCUGGAGAUGUACCACCAGAUCCGCAAUAUCAUCGGCGUCAACCCGACUUUCUACGAAUUCAUGCUCCAGAUCGAUGCUGAUACCGUCGUCGCCCCCGACUCGGGUAGCCGCAUGGUCUCCGCCUUCCUCGACGACACGCGCCUCAUCGGCGUCUGCGGCGAGACGGCCAUCGCGAACGCAAAGGCGACAUUCAUCACUAUGAUCCAGGUCUACGAGUACUACAUCUCCCACAACCUCUCCAAGGCCUUCGAGUCCCUCUUCGGCAGCGUCACAUGUCUCCCCGGCUGCUUCACCAUGUACCGCAUCCGCGCGGCCGACUCCGGGAAGCCGCUCUUCGUGUCCCGCGAGGUUAUUGAAGCAUACGCUAAUAUCCGCGUCGACACGCUGCACAUGAAGAACCUCCUCCAUCUGGGAGAAGACAGAUACCUAACCACCCUCCUGCUGAAAUACCACUCCAAGUACAAGACAAAAUACAUCUUCGACGCUCACGCCUGGACCGUCGCCCCGGACGACUGGAAGAUCUUCCUCUCCCAACGCCGUCGCUGGAUCAACUCCACCGUCCACAACCUCCUCGAACUCGCCCCGAUGAACGAACUCUGCGGUUUCUGCUGCUUCAGCAUGCGCUUCGUCGUGUUCAUCGACCUCCUCUCCACCGUCGUCCAACCCGUCACACUAGCCUACAUCGCCUACCUAAUCUACAUGGUCGUCUCCAACCCCGACGUCAUCCCCAUCACCGCCUUCAUCCUCCUCGGCGCCAUCUACGGCCUACAAGCCAUCAUCUUCAUCCUCCGCCGCAAAUGGGAGAUGAUCGGCUGGAUGAUCCUCUACAUUGCCGCCAUCCCCGUCUUCUCCUUCGCGCUCCCGCUUUACAGCUUCUGGCACAUGGACGAUUUCUCGUGGGGUAAUACCCGUGUUGUUACUGGGGAGAAGGGGAGGAAGGUGGUCAUUACUGAUGAGGGGGUUUUCGAUCCGAGUGCGAUUCCGAAGAAGAGGUGGGAGGAGUAUCAGGCGGAGUUGUGGGAUGCGCAGACCGUCCGAGAUGACCGCUCGGAGGUCUCGGGAUACAGUUACGCAACGAAGAGCUUCCACCCCUACGGUGCUCCCGCUUCGGAAUUCGGCGCCAUGCCACCCAGCCGUCCCAUGUCCGCCGCCGGCGGCGCCACCGCAGCCGGUCAAUUCGGGAGCGCUAACCCCUACCGCGCCAGUAUGGCCGGCAUGGGGGGAGAUGGGAGAAUGUCCACAUACGGAGGAGGUGGGGAGGUGGAGAUGGCUGACCUCGCGGGGCUGCCGAGCGAUGACGCGCUGUUGGCGGAGAUUAGGGAUGUGCUUGCUACGAGCGAUUUGAUGAGUGUUAGUAAGAAGAGUGUUAAGGCGGAGUUGGAGAGGAGGUUUGGGGUUGGGUUGGAGGCGAGGAGGGCGUAUAUUAAUAGUGCUACUGAGGCGCUGUUGUCGAGUCAGCUUUGAGAACCUCGCGCGCCGAUUCGGGUGUGAUAGAGAGGAGGAAGCGGAGGGACGCAUUCUAACGCGACGAAAACGGCUUUCUUCAACCCCCCUCUAACCUUAUUUUGUGGAAUAACUACGUACGCUAUUUCGUUGUAAUUUUUCCAGUUAUUUUUGCUCUAUUGCUUUUGUUUGUGUUUGGGGGGGGGUAAAGGGAAAUGGAUUUUGCGUGCAUUCUUUUUUUUGGAAAAGGGGAGGUGGGAGCUGGUGAUUUCUGUGCGGAUUUGAUUUGAUUUGAUUUUUUUAAUACUGUGGCGGAAGUGGACGAGGGGGAAGAGGGGAAAGGGAAAGGGGGGGGGGGUGUAUCUAUGUAUGUACAGUAUAAACUAUGAAG